Nylanderia fulva is the source of this 5707-nucleotide messenger RNA. RefSeq lists its product as uncharacterized. Gene Ontology annotation, molecular function: kinase activity; ATP binding. NCBI's taxonomy places the organism in Eukaryota, Metazoa, Arthropoda, Insecta, Hymenoptera, Formicidae. The record is from RefSeq and is a predicted model, not a curated record. Gene Ontology annotation, biological process: phosphorylation.
UAACAGGAUUGCAUGGUAUCAGGUUACUUCUAAGUACGUGAGAUUAUAUUUUACAUUUGCGAAAAAGCUCAGAAUUACAAACCGGACUACGUGUAACAUUAUACAAUAAACAAUGGAGUGGAUUGUGUAUACCAUGCAGAUUAUGAUUUUAAUCAUUUUCCCUGUAUGGAUUUAUCUUUGGUUCAACAAACGCAAAGAGCAGCAUUAUUUUUGUUCAGACAUACAAUUUCUUCUAAAACGACAAUGGGCUCUCUGGUGCAUCCCGAAACGGAAGAAAACAAACAACGAAGACGAAAUAACGUUCAAUAUAAACAAAAUCUUGAAACCAUGCGCGGAUAAUCCACAGAUUAUUAUGGAUGAAAAUAAUUGCGAUAGCUUAUCUUUUUAUGGUGCUGAUCAGAAAGGCAAUUCAUUAUUCGUUAAAAUGAAUCACAGAGGAUAUCACGUAGCGGAAUUAAUCUUGCAAUUAAUCUUAUCGGACGGUCGAAUUUAUGUGCUACCUGAUUAUCCUAAAACUAUAACAAAAGAUACAAAUAAAAAAUGGUCAGCAUUGGGUCUAAAAAUUGAAGAAUUGGCACCGCGACAACGUUGGAGAAUUACUUAUAAUGGUCUUCUUCGAAAUCAAUGUCGAGGAGACACUUCUAACGAUGACAAUGUGGAACAUGUUCGUUUAAAUUUCGUAUUUAUAGGAAAGCCUCGGCAAUUAGAAUGGCCAGAUGACUGGAGUGCUUAUUUGCAUGCGGAUGCUUUAGCUCGUGAAUCAUGGAAAAAUCCCAAUUGGAUGCACAAAAUAAAAUUAAUAGACUAUACAGGUUUUGAUCAAUGGGGAUCCACUAUCGGACAGAUAACGUUCAAAGAUUCAAAUACGGUUACACUUUAUUUACGAGGACUUUGUCAGCGACGUUGGGGUAAACACGAAUCUUCUCAAUUUCAUCGAAUCGUUACUUUUUUUGGUGUAACAAGGCAUGGAGCGAUGUACUAUAUUGGUGUGAGCGAUACCAAAUAUAGUUUUUCAUGCAUGCAAUUUGGUCAUCUUCAGGAGGUAGGAGGAAAAGUAUCUAAAAUUGAUUGGACCGAUAUAAAACUGAGUGAUUUUGAAAAAGAAAAUACUAUUCCUAUAAACUACAAGAUUGCGUUUAGAGCGGCUGGAAAAAAUUACGACGUUGUUAUCAACUACACAGUGGGCGAUGCAAUUACCUGUUACAAUGGCCAGUCCUGUUUUUGGGCGUGUACAACUCGUAAUCUCCGUGUACAUCUAAACAGCAGUGACGGCGUUGGGCUUAUGAUUGCAUGCUAUUCGUAUACUGGAUCGAAACAAAUUAACAAUUCUGACACCAGAGUUCGAUACUUGACACGAGCUGACAAAUUUAUGCAAAAGGACAGAUAUAUUCUACAUUUUGCCGAUAAACAAUGUCAAAAUGAGAACAUUGUCGGAGGAAAGGCAUAUUCUCUUGCAGUUCUGACAUCUAUUAUUACAGAUGAUUUUAUAGUACCUGAAGGCUUUUGUGUAACGAGUCUCGCUCUGGAGCGACAAUUGCAACAUUGCAAGCAAUUGCAAGAUUCGAUCAGUGAUAUAAUAGACAUCAGUCGUGGCAAAAAAAAAGAGGAUCUCCAAACUUAUUGUCAAAAGACAGUGUCCAUCAUUCAAACUACUUCAAUCGAGGAACAAAUUAAACAAGCGAUAUUGGAGGGAUUGAAGAGAUUAGAUUCUCUAUGUGUAAAUAAAAAACAUGUUCGCAAUCUAUAUGCCGUGAGAUCGAGCGCUGUUGGAGAGGACAGUGAAGAAACUUCAGCCGCUGGUCAAAACGCGACGUAUUUAGGUGUGAAGAACGCGAAUGACGUUAUCGAAUGCGUUGCUAAAUGCUGGGCAAGCCUCUUCUCAUAUCAAAGCGUUGAGUACAGACGGCAGAAUGGAUUACCCAUAAAAGUAUCUAUGGGCGUUUGCGUUCAGAGAAUGAUCGACGCGGAAACAGCUGGCGUUAUGUUUACUAGACAUCCUACGACCGGUGAUCCAUCUAGUAUCAUUAUCACGUCCAAUUACGGUUUGGGAGAGACGGUAGUGUCAGGAACGGUCGAGCCUGAUACUCUGACAAUUCGUAGAAAGUUAAACGAUACUCUAUCUAUAGACUCAUCAGUGAUAGGGAGUAAAGAGCAGAAGAUAACACUGAAGGAUGACGGUGUGACUACAUGCACUCUGAGUGAACAGGAAACUAGGAAGAUUUCCAUAUCUGACACGGUCGCUCUGCGAUUAGCUAAAAUAGGAAAGCAAUUGGAAUUGCUUUUUGGAUCCGCUCGAGAUGUAGAAUGGGCGGUUGCCGGCGAGCAGAUUUUUCUUUUGCAAGCACGACCCAUCACUACCAUUAAUGCAUGGACAGACUUUGAGUUGAUGCACGAAUUAGACUCGGAGAUUCCUUCCGACGUCGAACUUAUGACUUUCGCUAAUGUCGAGGAAGUUCUUCCGCAUCCCAUUAGUCCUUUGUCGAGCUCUACCAUUAUAAAAAUAUUAAACGUCACGCUUGACGUUAAAAACAGAUCUGAUUGCUCGCAUCUUUGUGUGAUUGGUAUGAGAUGCGCGAUAAAUUAUUUUAACUCUCUUUUGCUAGAUGUUGACAAAGAAGUAACGAUGGCGAAUAAAAUGACAGACCUAGCCAUAUGUGGACGUGUAAUAACGACGCCCGAAAUACAUCGGUUUGCGGUAGAAAAAUACGGUAUCGUAAGCAGAUGGCGAAAAAUGUAUUUGAUAUACGAUGCGUUGAAAACAAAUUUUAAAAGUGACGCGAUACUAAAAGAAGGGAUCGAUGUAUUAAACAAAUUUAUUUUGAACGCUACGGAAUUUGAUACACCUCGUAGUCUGUACAGUGCCAUAACUAAGAAGUGUAAGGAAAUCUUUCCAAUAAUAAAGUGCCACCAGACAACAACCAUGAUAAACGUCUAUAAUCAGAUAAGAGCGAUGUCGCUCUUAACAAAGGGUAGCGACGAUUUUACAUCCGAUCAUCUUGCUGAUGUCGCUGUUCUGUUUAGUUCAUGUACCGAUGUUAUUAGCAGCGAAGUGCCAAUAGCACUGGGCAAUAUAGCAGCGUGUAUCAGAAAAGACGGCAAAGCUGAAGAGUUUAGUAAAGUUGAACCCGCAAAAGCUAUAGAUUGGUUGAAAUCGAAUUGCCCUCUAGCCGCGGAAAAACUGCGUACUUUCUUUGACAUGCAUGGUCACAGAUGCGUUCACGAAUUAGAUUUGUAUGCAGAACCUUGGAUAUUUAAUCCUGAUGGUAUCAUUAGUACAAUUCAGACACUGGUAAUGUCCCUCGAAAAGAAUUAUACGAGAAAAACGCUUAAUGUAGAGGAAACUAUCGCAUCUUUAAAGACGCCCAUGUCACAGUCUAUCAAAAAGAGUUUACGACAAGUGAUACCUCUUUGUCGAAAAGCUAUCAUACGCAGAGAAAUGUCGAAAAAUAUAUUCGUGUCUGCUGUACAUAUAUUGAGAUUAGCGUACAAACAUCUCGGUACUUUGAUGGUUGCCGAGAGUUGCUUACCUGAUGAAAAUCUCAUAUUUUUUUUGACGCACCAAGAGAUCGGACAACUCUUGAACAAUCACAGCUCAUUACUCGUACGAAAAGCACUACGUAGAAGAAAAAUUUAUCAGCAAGUAGCAAAGUUUGAAUAUCCAGAAUUCAGCAUGGGCGUGCCUAUACCAGUGCAGGUUGUAAAUAGAACACUCGACACCUCACUUAAAGGAUGUACAGAGAUUAAAGGUACUUCGGUUUCUGAGGGUUCUGUCCUAGGCAGAGCGUGCGUGAUAACGGAUUUGUCCGAGGCAAAAAAUAUACAACAAGGAGAUAUUUUGAUCACACAUUGCACCGACAUCGGUUGGAGUCCAUACUUUUCAUUAUUAGGUGGAAUCGUAACAGAAUUGGGCGGUCUUAUAAGCCAUGGCGCUGUUGUGGCGAGAGAAUAUGGUCUUCCUUGUAUUGUUGGCGCUAAAAGUGCAACUCUAAUUUUUCAGACCGGUGACACUGUAUUAUUAGCGGGAGGUGUGUUGAAAUUAAUUAAGAAAGCUUAAAGAAGCAAUGAUGAAAUAGAUAUAGAUUUUCGUUAUUAUUAUUAUUGAAAUUACGCCAAUAUACCUCAAAGGAAAAAUUUACAAAGUUUCAUUGCACUUGACACAUAAAUAUUCUCUCGAACGGAAGAGAGAAAGAGAGAGAAUGAUAAAUGAAGUAGAUAAAACUUAUUCUAUAAUGGACGCAAUACAUGCAAAUAUCGUAAAUUUUACGUUUCAUCUCUACUUGUAUGAUGGUCCAUAUAUAAUAUGCAUAUUCAAAUGUAGCGAUGAAAUUUUUAAUAAAUUAUAUAUACUACUUACCACGCAUUACUGAGCGAUAUUCUAGUUAGUAGUCAUAAACAAAUUAUACAGUAGUAACACGGUCGGGAUUCGCCGUCAAGUAACGAAUAUUCUCCGUUGCCUCAUUAGUAAGACAGGAUAGUUGCAGUCGCAUGCACGUUGUGACCUUCGAUAGAAGGGCAUCUAUUCGCAUACGGUCUUCCUUGUUUACGGGCUGAGGUAUCGCGUCCAAAGCUUCCUCGAAGAAACUUCUGCUUGCGAGAAAACAUUACAUUCAGAAUAUAGAUUCAACGCAUAAUUGUUGAAAAUGAAGUAAUUCUCGAUUUUUUAAUAUCUAAUUUAUACUUUGCUCUAGCCGUGCUGUAGGCUUGCAGGGCAUUCCUCAAAAGUAUUAUAUCUGUCCGAGCUUGGAUAAUUCCGGCCGGACGAAACUGAGUAACGCAUGACAUGAGUCGUGCGAGCUCUUCCGCUAUAGUUUCUAUUAUGUGGGAUAAAAUUCGGUGUAACAGAGCUGGAGCGACUCUGCGCACCUGCGAGAAGACAAAGGUUAAAAAUGUUAUGUAUGUAUAUAAUUUUGUAUAUACCGAAUUUGAGGUAUGACCUCCAACGUAUUACCUCCGCAUGUACUGCGAUUAAAUUCGCCAAUAUUUCUUGGGCAUAUGGUUUUAAAUGAGUCGGAUCAGUAUCAAAGUCCCAUUCCAAACCGCCUAAAUACAUGCUAGGCUCUAUUGUCCCAACAAGCGGAUCGCAACGACGUUCCAGAUACGCAUCCAGAACGGCGCUAUCCAACGUCUCCAAUUGCGUCCAAUCGGAAUUCCAUCCGACUGCGGUGGAUAAUUCGGGAUAACCUUGUGUUUUCAAGGUGUUCUCGAUUCUUGGUAAAACGACGUUUAACGUGUAUCGUAUAUUGCUUAACGAGAUUAAGAGGCAUUGUUCCCAUGUCUGUUCCAUAAGAAAUUUACAAAUAUCGUAUGCAAAAGAAAAAAGUAUUAGUAUCUUUAUAUGUGCCGCGUAAAAGUACGUCCCAUCAUUUAUGCUACUUACCGGUCCUUUGUGCUUAUUGUUUUUACUUUUAUAACCAGAAGGCGAGCCGAUCAAUUGCGAAACCGAUGUUUCAUCGUUUUCCAUAGCUUCCUCGCAACCGCUAAAUGCUAGUUGUUGUAAACAUCGUGUGAACGAUGUAAAUAACAUCUUGACGGUAUUGUGAUAAAGAAUCUGAUGUGCCGGAUUAUUGAACAACGGUCCUUCUCUAGGACCGCAAGCGACUACCGUUUCACGCGCAUGUUUCGAUAUCUCCAAAACUAUUUCCUCAAAUAAAUAUGGCUAUUUCAUAGCACAAAAUUAAAUUAUGGCGAUAUAUUAACAUAGGAUUAU